Nymphaea colorata (pocket water lily) is the source of this 1977-nucleotide messenger RNA. RefSeq lists its product as uncharacterized. Gene Ontology annotation, molecular function: asparagine synthase (glutamine-hydrolyzing) activity. NCBI's taxonomy places the organism in Eukaryota, Viridiplantae, Streptophyta, Magnoliopsida, Nymphaeales, Nymphaeaceae. The record is from RefSeq and is a predicted model, not a curated record. The transcript has 11 exons. The coding region runs from base 4 to 672 and encodes 222 amino acids.
GUUAUGUCACUGAUUAGUCCAGCAAAUACAUACAUGGACCUUAACAUUGGGAUAGCCUUAUGGUUGGCAGCUGGUGGAGAUGGCUGGGUAAAUGAAGGAGCUUCUGGAAAUUGUGAAAAAACCGCUCAGCGUCAUAAGUACAAAUCAGAAGCUAGAAUUUUAUUGGUUGGUUCAGGUGCGGAUGAGCAAUGUGCUGGCUAUGGUAGACACAAAACUAAAUAUAGGCAAGGAGGUUGGCUCACGUUGCAGGAGGAGCUGAAGUUGGAUAUGCAAAGAAUCUGGAAAAGGAACCUUGGCAGAGAUGAUAGAUGCAUUUCUGACCAUGGAAAAGAGGCUAGAUUCCCUUUCUUGGAUGAGAAUGUUAUAAGAUACCUGUUAGAUGUUCCUCUGUGGGAGAUUGCUGAUCUUGACCAAUCGACUGGCAAAGGCGAUAAGAAAAUCCUAAGAGAGGUUGCUUGGUUGCUGGGACUGGAUAAAGCAGCUACCUUACCGAAGAGAGCAAUCCAGGCUUUUGCAGGACGAUCGGGUCAGGGUCCAGACCCGGACCCGAACUCCUCGUGCGACAGAGCCCGACACCGCCCUCUUCUCCCUCGUCUAUCUCCUGGAGGUCUCCCGUGCCAGCGGAGGUGUUGGGCGGCGACGAGAAUGACGGCGGUGGUGCUCAGGGACUAGGAUGUUCAUGGACUAUGGAGAUGCUAUUGGCAGCACUUCAGAGACGGGGCCGUGAUGUCGUGGGAAGCAAGAAAGUUCAACUUGAGCUAUGUGGAGAUGAUGCAUAUGUUAAAGAAGGAGCCAGCAAGGAAAUUGCAACGCUACUCUCCAUUGGCAUAAGCAGAUUAGAUUGUGGAUAUAAUAUUGGUGUAACUCACGCAUUGCCUUCUGCAAAAAUGCAUUUUAUGGUGCUACAUUGCAACUUAGGGAUACCAAUCCAGUGCAUCAACCACUGACAAAUGAUUUUGGAAAUAUCCUUGUUUACAAUGAGAUGCUGUUCAUGUUCUUGCCAUGUAAGUCAUAGGGUCUGUUGUUGUAAUGACAAAGAAGGCCAUACAUUGUUCCACAGAUAUUUUCGACAAUCAGAGGACCAUGGGCUUUAGCACAUUGGCAGGUGGAAUCAAGAACGUUGUAGUAUGGUCAGGAUGUAUUUGGUUGCAAAGUCUUCUCAUUCAUUGGCCCAAUACAGAGGACUCGCGAUUUAUGCUCUCUUCCGUUGCACCACCACUAGUUCUACAAUUUAAUGGAUUGCAAUGUACCACUUGGCGAUGUCAAGGUUCAUUCCAUCCCAGGACAAAAUCUAUUAGAUGCUUCUAGUUACUGGUAAGAGCUCUCUUGUAGUAAUAUACAGUGUCCAUUUUGAUGUUCAUAAUAAUAGCCAGUGUGAUAAGCAAGGCAUGGUGGGUACAGUUGCUAAACAUGAUUGGACUGAUACCCUGAUAAAGAGGUUGAUUGCAUGGAAUAGAUCCUUUGUGGAACCAAUGAAUGAUAAUCUUUGUCAUCAGUGUUAUCCAAUGCAGAGAGGGUGUAACAUCUCAAGCUUAAUGCUUGAGGAGAAACCACCUUCAAAUGUCGCUUGCGUUAGUGAUCCCAUACUGACGCGGUUGAACUGCCACCAUAAUGUUUACUUGUGGUAGCGAAUUGCAUGGCGAAGCAGAUUGCUGUAAUAAGUUUGAUUCUGAUAUCGACUGCAUAGACCAACCAAAAGCAGUUUCACUUCAUAAUGGUGUGCUUCUUUUCCUAUCUUCCAGUUCAUUUUUCCUAUUUGAGGAAAAAAUACCAGAAAUGCUUGUUUUGCUCCUGAUGCUUCUCUUGCACUUGCAGUUUCGUUGUCAGCAAAAUAUUUGCUUAAUGCACUCAAAGAAUCUGUAUCAAGACGUACUUCUAAAGAUUACAUAUAUCAGGUUCAAAAUCAAAUCACUUUCCUUCGUUUAGAUGUUGGGUUCUGUAUUUUGUUGCAUGAAAUUAAGAUGAUUUGAAGGGUUA